AGAGCUCGGCUCAGCCAUGUCGUCGUUUGGGGACUCUGGGCUACAGAGCGCGAAAUGCUCGCGUUCUGCGCCCUUUUCGCGCUGUCUUCCGCGGCGCGGGUGAAUGAGCACGCCUUCCCUGGCUGCAAAGGCGGCUCCGUGCACCUCAGGGGGGAGUACAAGGUGGCAUCUCAGCUCCUCGUCGAGGAGCAUUGCAUCGUUCACGGCGAGGAUGCGGUGAUCUUGCUAGAGAAGUCGCUCCACUUCCUGGGCAACGUCUCCUUCCUCGGCCGCUUCCGAUUCAUCGGGGUGGGGCACCGGGAAGGACAGGACCGCUGCGUCGACGUGGAGGGCCACGCGUUCUUCGAGGACGCGGAGGCGAAGUUCGUGCACUGCGGCAGCCUGGCCACGGAAGACGGAGGCGGGUUGUACGUGGAGCGCAGCCUCGGCUUCCGGCGGAGCAACGUGUCCUUCCAGCACUGCCAAGCAGAGGUGGGGGGCGCGCUGGCCUUGGGCGGGAACCUCUCGGUGGACGACUCGCAGCUCCAGUUUCACCAUUGCCGGGCGUCGGAGGGCGCAGGAGUUUACGUCUACGGCUCCAUGUCGGUGCUUCAGAGCGCGGUGAGCUUUGAGCACUGCGAGGCCACCGAGGGGGGCGGCGCCGGGAUCAUGAAUCGGAACGGCUCCAUCUUCGCAGGCCCCGGCGCGCACCUGAGCUUCCGGAGCUGCAGCGCGCACAUCGGGGCAGGAAUCUACGUCUUCUCGCGCGGCCAACUGUUUCAGUCCGCUGGCACCAUGACCUUCACAGACUGCACCGCCAGGCGCGCCGAGGGUGGCGCGAUCUUCGCCAGAGAAAUUGUGCAAGGCCCUGAUGCGCGGAUGGACCUCCUCCGCUGCAGUGCGCCGCACGCUGCAGGUGGCGGCAUCCACGGAAUCCUGGUGCUGCUGGCGGGAGUUGCCACCUUCGAGCAGAUGAGCGCCACCUACGGAGGGGCGAUCCGCGUGGAAAAGUCCUUGAUUCUGAAGGGCAACAUCAGCAUCAGGAGUGCCACCGCCGCCGCGACGGGCGGAGCCAUUCUAUCUCGGAAGGUCUUCCUCAAGGGCGGUGAGAUACGGAUGCGUCACACCAGCGCCCUAGAGCAGGGUGGGGCCAUCUCCGCCAACUUCUUGAAUCUCUACGAAGGUGAGAUGCACUUGCAGGACACCUACUCACCACACUCUGGCGCAAUCGCCUGCCACAAUCGUAUGCGACAGCUGGGCGGCCGCCUCAGCAUCUCCAACGCCAGCGCGGAGUAUGCCGGGGGCAUCGCCACAGCCUGGAUGUUGCUGGAAGCGGGGCAGAUUCACAUCUCUGACGUGGUGUCCAGAGGCGUUUAUUCCCUUGGAGGAGCCUUUACUAUCGAGAAGGGCGCCGUGCUGGGAGAGCAUGCAGAGCUCAUUAUUGAGAAUGCCUUCUCAGGAGGUGGCGGAGGCGCCAUUGCGGCGCGGCUCUUUAUUUGCCGUGGCAAUCUCACCGUCAGAAAUGCUGAGGCCUUCGGAGCCGGAGGUGGAGUUUACGUUAAGGAGAUGUUCCGGAGGGACAGGAAGUUCCAUCUCCAAAGCACCGAGACGGCGCCGUCGGCCACCACGGCGCGCCUGGCCACGGACUUGAUCUCCAAGUGGCGCAAUGGCACCAGGACAGCCACGCUCCUGACACCCAAUCUGUUGCUGCUGUGGGGCAAGACCAGCUUCCAGUCCUGCCGCGCGCAGUGGGGCGGCGCCAUCUUCUCCGCAGGUGACGUGAGGCUUGCGACGGCCGCGAGCUUCGUCGACUGCACCACCCGAGAUGUUCGAUCAGGCGCAGCGAUCCACGCGAGGAGAUUGGAGAGCUCGGUGGACCUUCUGGUGGCCAACUGCACUUCCCCAGAGGGCGGAGUCAUCAUCACCACCUUCGCCGUGGAUCUUCCCAGCGCGGACUUCGUCAACACCACGGCGCCGCAGGUGGUGAGCUACAACUUCACCGCGGAGAAGCUGCGGUUCACCGGCGGCAGCAACGGGGUGAUGCUUAUGGCCCACCACAGGCAAUUGGGGGAGGUGAGCUGCGACAACGGCCUCGAAGGCCAUGUGGACGACUUCAAGACGGAAUGUCGCCCCUGCCGGAUGGGGUAUUUUCAGCUGCGCGGGGCGCCGCACAUCACCAACACCACGGUCUUCGGCCACGAGUGCGUGAAGGCGCCAAAGGGCUCGAUGCACCUGCCGAACGGCCUCAGAAUCAGGCCUGGGUAUAUGGUGGAUCAGAGCAAUGUGUCAGUCAGCCUCCACUGCCCCAACCAGAUGGCCUGCCCCGGUGGCAACAUCACCUCUUCGGGGUGGACGCCCAUGUGCAGGGAGGGAUAUGCAGGCCUUGGCUGCACCGAGUGCAACUAUUCCACCCAUGGCCGCGCCGUGAACGACCCCUUCGAUUGCACGUUCUGCGCAGAGCAGCGCUCGGUUCAGCUCCUGCAGUGGGCCCGCUUCGUGCUGCAACACUCCGUGCUCUUCGCGGUCUCAGCUUCAGGCGUGAUCUUCUCGGGGCAAGAGAGCUACAAGAGCACCAUCCUCACCAACCAGCUGAUGUCCUACGUCACGGUCUCCGUGCCAGUCAUUUGCACCGUCAGCAACUCCCAGAGCUUCCACAUGUUGACGGAUGGCGUGCAGGCGGUGGUAGAGGCGCUCUCUUUGCCGGUGGACAUCGCCAACUCUGGCAGCGGUGAAGGGCAGUCUGUCCAGUGCCUGCUGGGCUACGUGGGCAUUUCCAAGACGCUGUACAACGCCGACAUUUUGGUCCUGGUCCUUGCGAUCUGCCUGCUGCUGUGCUUGGCACGGUCGGUGGACUUUUGCUCGGCCAUCGUGGUCACCGCGAACUGCUACCUGCCGCGCCUUUGCUUCGCCUUCGGAAGGCACUUGGUGUGCUACCGUCUGGAGAUGGAGAAAAAGGGCGGCGCCCUGCACUGCGGCUUCGGGGAAGACGCGAGCGUCUCGCGGCCUGUGGCGCUGGCGCUGGCAGUCACUGCCUUCACGCUGGGCUGCGGCAGUUGGAUGACUUUGAUCCACCUCCGUCGCUUGAUCCCCAGCCCAGGUAUCUCCUACCUCAUUAGCCCCUACACAGAAGAGUGCACCAUGUGGGAGGUCUCCGUUCUGGCGCGGAAGAUGCUGAUCAUGUUCACCACCGCCGUGUAUCCCUCCACGUUGAACCCUGCAAUGCAGAUGGAAUGGAUCAGUGUCAUCUUGCUCACGGCCUUGAUUGCCACUUUGCGGAAGGCGCCGUACGUCUCCAAGGACUGGAACCUCACAGAGGAGAUUCUGCUGGCCUUGUCUCUCUUAAUGGUGAUCACGACCUCUUGCUUCCACGCCAAUGAGACCUAUUGGGCGAGGGACGACAGGACCCAGAACGUCACCAUGCUGGGGAUACUCACGCUUGCCGUAGGACCUGCCAUGGUGAUGUCGCUCCGCAUCACCGUGGAGCUGAUCCGCGAGGUCCUCGAGAUGUUCAGCGAGAAUGCGGAGACGGAGGGCGAGAAGGGCCAGUGAGCCCAUUCCGCAACAGCUUGGGUAAAUGAAGGGUACUUCGCAAGGCACGAUCUUAGCC
Molecule: messenger RNA, 3586 nt
Organism: Effrenium voratum
Lineage: Eukaryota; Dinophyceae; Suessiales; Symbiodiniaceae
Source: the annotation of a GenBank genome assembly